Molecule: messenger RNA, 1752 nt
Organism: Perca flavescens (yellow perch)
Lineage: Eukaryota; Metazoa; Chordata; Actinopteri; Perciformes; Percidae
Gene: slc60a1b
Product: major facilitator superfamily domain containing 4Ab
Exons: 10
Coding region: 1-1563 (520 amino acids)
Biological process (GO): transmembrane transport
Molecular function (GO): D-glucose transmembrane transporter activity
Source: RefSeq, a predicted model, not a curated record
AUGUUUGUGGAUGAGCGGAUUGUGACUCUGUUUAAGAGGAAUGCCCAUCACACACUGACCUACUGGAGUGUUUUCUUCAGCUUUGGACUCUGCAUUGCUUUCCUUGGACCUACAAUUUUGGACUUGCAAUGUCAAACAAAGUCAACACUAAGUCAGAUUACCUGGGUAUUCUUUGCCCAGCAGCUCUGCUUGUUGAUUGGCAGCUCUAUUGGUGGUUUUUUCAAGAGGACGUUGUUCAGUGCUCUAGCUGCCCUAUUUGUCUCUGCUCUCACCAUCUCUGUAAUAUUUGCCAUCAUCCCUCUGUGCAAUAAUGUUCUCGUGCUUGCCGUCGCUAUGGCUGUGUCUGGGUUUGCGAUGGGCAUCAUUGACACCAUCGCUAACAUCCAACUGGUGUCCAUCUAUCAGAGGGACUCAGCUGUUUUCUUACAGGCUCUUCAUUUCUUCAUUGGCUUCGGAGCCCUGGUGAGCCCACUGAUUGCUGAUCCUUUCCUCUCGGAGACGGGCUGUGGGAAUCACACAGAGAAUGGGACAGAGAUCAUGCAUCAUUUCAGGAACAUGCUGAGAAACAGUCCGAUUGCAGAGCACAACAUAACUCAGAGCAACCUGCCAUAUCACGAGGGAGAGAUAGAGGAGUCCAAUGUGCACUAUGCUUUCUGGAUCAUGGCGCUUAUCAAUCUACCCGUGCCAAUUGCAGUCCUGUUCCUGAUGUAUCGGGAGCAGCUGAUCCCAUGCUGCCCCAGCGGUACUCCUCGUCUUCUGGACAAAGAUGAACUAGCAAUGGAGAACCAGCAGGGGGCAGAGGGCUCGGACGUGGAGCAGAAGGAACAUGAAGCUGGAGGUCACGGGAAUAUCUUUAGCUGCUGUCAGAAUGAUAACCUGCGCGGGCUGCCAGUAUCCUUCUUUAUGAUUCAUAUCCUCGGUGGGAUGGUGCUCUUCAUGACCGAUGGUAUUGUGGGUGCAUAUGCCGGCUUUGUCUACACCUACGGUGUGUCACCACCUAUAUCGUUGCCUAAUAAGACAGCGGGUUACCUGGCCAGUAUCUUUUGGGCAGCCAUCACUGCGGGACGCCUAUUGUCCAUUCCUCUCUCGUACCGGUUCCAGCCUGUGAGACUGCUCAUGUUCAACCUGGCAGGUGCUAUUGUCACUGUCUUGAUGCUGCUUAUUUUCUACACCAGCAGCACCUUUCUGUUUGCCGGGACAUUUUUUUGUGGGCUUUUCCUCAGCAGCAUAUUCCCCUGUAUGCUCGCCUAUACUGAAGACAUCCUUGAUUAUCAGGGAUGUGCAACGUCAGUCCUGGUGACAAGUGCAGGGAUGGGAGAGAUGGUAAUGCAGGUUUUGGUCGGCUCAAUCAUCCAGGCCCAAGGCAGCUACAGCUUCCUGCUGUGUGGAAUGAUAAUCGCGUGCCUCGGUUUUAUCCUCUUUAUUGGUCUCCUGCUGUUCCAUCGAAUGCAUAGAAAUUACCUCACAGGAACGACGAAAAAGUCAGCCAUGGUGGAGGAACCAGCAACAGAACAGAAUGGGUCUGCCAAAACAGAACAGAAAGAAGAGACAGAGAGCAGCUGAGAGGGGCAGUAGCAGUUCUUUGUCCUCUACUGGCGACUGUAGGGGAUGUAGUAUUACAACAAUCUAUCCUCAAAGAUGAUGGAUCAAAGAUGUUUUAUCAAAGGAUAGUGAAUGAACAUUUCGCCGAUGUACUUUUAUUUUGCUGGAAAUAACAUAUUUGCAAAGUAGAUAAUAUGCUACUGUUACAGG